ACGAUAGCUCUUCGCAAUCAUUGCCGAUCCAGUUAUGAGGCUGAUAAUAAUACUGAUAUUCACGGUUAUCGUUACUUCCACAUCGAAAAAAAUUUUGGGGAUCUACAGUCAUCCGGGUAAAAGUCAUCACAUUUUUGGGUCGAUCAUUCUGAGAGAAUUAGCCAAAAGGGGUCAUGAGGUAACUAUGGUCAGCGCCUAUCCGCUUAAAAAACCUAUUUCGAAUUACACCGAUAUAUAUUUGGAUGGUUUCCUGGAGGGAUUAGACGAUCAUGACGGAGUCUACUUGGAGAUGGAAAAAAGCCCCUACCACAACAUGUACUACGUGCUACAAAUGAUAUCUUACUUCACAUCCAAGACGUUAUCCCACCCAAAGAUCCAACAACUGGUCGAGUCUGGACAAAAUUUUGACCUGAUAAUAAUGGAUUCCUUCUGCAAAGACGCUGAAUUAUAUUUUGGCCACAUCUUCAAAGCGCCUAUCAUCCUCACAGCAUCCUUCGGGACUCAGAACUUCAUCAAUUAUAUUUUGAAUAAUCCUGAACCCGCUGCUUAUGUGCCAGGUUCUGGAACAGCGUUCACUGACGAAAUGGGAUUUAUGGAAAGACUGGAAAACGUUAUUUACUCUUGGUUCAUAUUUGCUUGCUUGCAUUACAACGCGAUACAGCAGAAGAGGAUUUUGCGGGAUUAUUUUGGAAAUGUGCCCAGUGUGGAUGACUUGAGGUCCAACAUAGCCCUGGUUUUCGUAAAUUCGCACCCCGUUUUCGAGACACCAAGGCCUAAUUUGCCAAAUAUCGUAAGUGUUGGAGGAAUCCAUGUGGAAGAUGCAGAGCCAUUACCUAAAGAUUUACAAGACUACAUGGAUAACUCAAAAGAGGGUGUGAUUUUCUUCUCAUUGGGAUCUCACAUGAAAAUUUCGGUUCUACCUAACGAAACGGCGUUAGGUAUCAUCAGGGCACUUUCAAGGUUACCACAAAAUGUUCUUCUCAAGUGGGAGUUGGACCAACUACCUAUAGUUUCGGACAACAUUAUAACGAGAAAAUGGUUUCCACAGAGGAGUAUCCUGAGUCAUCCCAAUUUGAAAGCCAUCGUCACUCAUGGGGGUUUGAUGACAAAGAUAGAAGCAAUUCAUUAUGGUGUUCCUAUGGUAGGUAUCCCAUUAUUUGGUGACCAAAAAAACACCGUAGCCCACUCAGUUUCUGAAGGAAUUGCCAUCCAAAUACGUCUAGGGGAACUUUCUGAAGAAACACUUUAUAAUGCUAUAACUGAAAUCAUCAGUAAUAAAAGCUACCAAUCUAAUGUUGAAAUCAGAUCAGAAAUUUUGAGGAACCAGCCCAUGAAACCCAUCGAUGUCGCCAUCUACUGGUCAGAACACGUAAUGAAAUUCAACGGAUCGAAGCAUCUGCAGAACAAAGGAAUGAGGUUGUAUUGGUUUCAGAAUAUGCUUCUGGAUGUAACAGUUUUCUUCGCUGUCGUUUUUGGGGUCAUUUCCUGGCUACUGAUCAAGAGUUUUCUUUGUAUAUUUCGUCUACUAGAUGGAAAAGGAAGUACCGGAAAGAAAAUGAAAACUCAAUGAAGGAUUUGUCGAACCUCACAGAUUUUCUGCAAGAUUUGAAAACAGAUAAAACCAAUGUGAUUUUUGUUAAACUGAAGGUUUCUUGGAAGCUUGUUAUAUAUUCCGGAAAAUGUAGGAGUAUAUUUUCCAAUUCGAUCAUAAAAAGGAUACAUUAGAUGAAUUUCUUAGAUAUCAAUUCUGAAAGGAUAAGAAUAUCUGAUUCAAUGAAAAUCAGUAGAAUAUACAUAUAAUAAAUGAAAAAUUGGUGGA
Leptinotarsa decemlineata (Colorado potato beetle) is the source of this 1819-nucleotide messenger RNA. Its product is annotated as UDP-glucosyltransferase 2. NCBI's taxonomy places the organism in Eukaryota, Metazoa, Arthropoda, Insecta, Coleoptera, Chrysomelidae. Gene Ontology annotation, molecular function: UDP-glycosyltransferase activity. The record is from RefSeq and is a predicted model, not a curated record.